Molecule: messenger RNA, 16406 nt
Organism: Pocillopora meandrina
Lineage: Eukaryota; Metazoa; Cnidaria; Anthozoa; Scleractinia; Pocilloporidae
Source: the annotation of a GenBank genome assembly
GAUUAAAUCCACGCGUCCCCUUUUGAUUAAGGAAACAAGAAACAACCAUGUGCAGCAAGAAAGUUGCCGGAGUGGCGCUGCUCAUAACAGGCCUCGUCUUGGUAAUACUUGGUGUUGUCAUUGGACUCCUACUACCAAAUGCAGCUCAGGAGAAAAUUGAAGAAUCAGUUUGUGUGAACGGCAAGGACAGCCCAGGAUAUAAAAGAUGGGUGAGUAUUCUGUGUAUUUUACCAAAAACGAGAAAAAAAUGAGACCUACAUACCUUUUCUACAAUUUGUGGCGAUAUUAUGCCCACAAUUCGAGCAAAACCUGCCAGUGUCUUCACACUUAUGUCCACAGUUUGAGCAAAACAUGCUGCUUCGUCAGAACAAGAAAUUCCUACAUAAAAGAUAGAUAAACAUUACUGAAUGAAAUUUAAAAGAACCGGCCGCGCGCCUGAGCGGGAAGCUCUCUUGUGAUUGGCUAAUCAUGUUCAGUUGGCAACCAUGGCGACACCAAUAUCUUCACACGUUAAAGAUAAAAAUAGUAUCCUAACAACGCGCGAUGAAGAUAUGAUUUUUUAGUAAAAGGAAAAAUCCUGGUAUUUCAUCAGUAUCUGUAUAGUAAAUCUAGAUAUUUCAUGAUUUUUGGACCUCCCAGUUAAGCUAUUCAACGGUAAACACUGUGUUUUAUCUCCAGGAGGGACCUAGUCAUUACACAACAAGAGUCUACUACUGGAAUAUCACCAACAAAGAUGGAUUUCUUCGUCGAGGAGAAAAACCACAGGUGCAGUCAAACGAAAAUGACCAUGUGAUAUAAAACUGUAUUUUGCUACUCCUCAUUAAUUCAGGAGAACUAAUUAUUUUCUCCCGUGGUCCCACUGUUAUCACGUAUGUCGUGUGAGAGUGUGGACAUGCCUUCCUGAUGCUUAUCAGUUUGAUUAAAUAUAGAUUUGUAUAAUCUGGUAAAAAAUAACUUUGCUUCACUAACUAAGGUUUAACCAGUUGGUACCCAAUCCAGGGACACCACACUUUGAGGGAAGUUUUCAUCUGAACGACUUUAUUGUAGCAUUGCUUUCUUUUAAUAAUCAUGGUGGAUAUUGCUUUCAGGACAAAGGAAUUAUUUCACAUGACCGUUUUCUUUUGAAAUUUAAGUUGCCCCGGAUCUUCACCCAAUCCAACUACAAACCUUAUACAUAGCCCAGUAAUUGAGUAAGAGAAGCUUGUAGCUUUCGAUUAAUGUUACCAAGUUAGAAUUUUUAAGAGUCACCUUUCCUAGUAUCUUUGUCUUCAAUUUAGCUUCAUCAAGUAGGUCCGUACGUCUACAGUAUAACAUCAAAGGAAAUUGACGUGAAGUUCGAAGGUGCAAAAGUCACAAGCAAAUCGUUCGAGAAGGCUGAAUUCAACAGGAUACUUACCAAAGAAGAAUGUCCAACAUGUGGCGAAGACGAUAAGGUUCGUUCUAAUUCAAGAGCAAUCUUAACGGAUAGGAGAAGCGAUGUUUUUGUUAAAAUGAAAACAAGAACUAAUUCCAAAAAGAAACAGUUUCAAACCCAAACCUUAACAUCACCCUUUGUUGUCCAUCUUAAGAAAUAAAACAACUUGACAGGACUAUUAACUCACUAGACAAGCUUGAUUUUUCUCUGAACGUUCCUCAUAAAGGCAACUAAUGUAUUUGAAUCACCAGUAACUAUUUACUAACAUGGCAUCAAAGUGCCCGUUUUCAUGGAAAACGAUCAUGACUAACUCGGGAACAAUGAAGACCAUUUGUUCUAAGAAAAAAUAAUCUUUACUCCUACUCUUGGUUGCAAUAGAGAUUACGAUAAUGAAAAUGAUGAUAACGAUAAUAAUGAUAAUAAUAAUAAUAAUAAUUAUAGUGAUCGUGGGUGGAAUGACAAGAAUUGCAAGAUAGUAUCUAUGAUAAUAAUAAUAAUAAUAAUAAUAAUAAUAAUAAUAAUAAUAAUUAUAGUGAUCGUGGGUGGAAUGACAAGAAUUGCAAGAUAGUAUCUAUGAUAAUAAUAAUAAUAAUAAUACAGAUAAUUUAAAGAUAAUAUUUCCUAUCGCCUAUAUUGCUCAAAUUGUAAAUUCUCUUUUUUCAGCUAACGAUAUUGAAUGCAGGUUACCUUGUCAAAGGAAAGGACCUGGGCCAGGUUCUUAUACCCCUCGUGAUGAACGUAUUGUUCGCCGGACUUAGGGGGAAAGGUCUGAAUAAUAGCUAUAUUCUCUUCCAAAUGGGACAAGCCGACAAUCAGCUAAACCUAACAUACCCAUCGACCCUUUUGGCUUUUGGCUCCUGGAUCAAUUCCUCUCCAUAUGUUUCCUCUUCAAAUUUUAAUAAUAGUAUCUAUGAUAAUAAUAAUAAUAAUAAUAAUAAUAAUACAGAUAAUUUAAAGAUAAUAUUUCCUAUCGCCUAUAUUGCUCAAAUUGUAAAUUCUCUUUUUUCAGCUAACGAUAUUGAAUGCAGGUUACCUCGUCAAAGGAAAGGACCUGAGCCAGGUUCUUAUACCCCUCGUGAUGAACGUAUCGUUCGCCGGGCUUAGGCAGCAAGGUCUGAAUAAUAGCCAUAUCCUCCUUCAAAUGGGACAAGCCGACAAUCAGCUAAAGUUGCCAUACCCAUCGAACCCUGCUUUUGGCUCCUGGAUCAAUUCAUCUCCAUAUUUUGCGUCUCUACGAAAAAAUUACUCUGUGGUAGAGAUGAACGGCUUAUACAGUUCAUUUCUGAACGCAUCGAAAUUCGGACCAUUUACAGACACACCACUGCUUGAAAAAAAUGCCUAAACGGCAGUUUGUUCAGUGUACAAUGCGCGAAAUUCUCCAAGGAUCUUCAAGCUGCAGUAUCAAUACAACUAUUAUUGUGUCCAGAUCCGCAAUUAGCUUGCUUCAACACCUCAAAGAAUGGCACACAUGAAGCCCUCGGCGCGUUCAUCGCUGAACUUUCUAAAUAUGUCCUUUUUUUUCUGGAGAAAAACAACUUUGGGGCGACGACCACUCAAAAUCAGAAUGACUUGACACUUGGGUAUGUACUACAGUUACCAAGAAACUCAACCAGAAUACCUGUCCCAGGGAUAGUAACCUCACAUGCUAAUGAAACUGAAGCCAGGAAGGUGGCAACAAGCUCUACAUUCCACACCUGUGAAUCCACAGGAAACAGAUUUGCUUUUGCAGGUAAAGUUUGGGAACAGCUUUCUUGCUCAAAUAUCUUCACAGCAUCUUCAAGAGGUUGAAUUGAACACCGUUGAAUUCAAAAUCGUAAGUGAGGAGGAAGGUUUUAGGCCGAAUAGGGAAAAAUAUGUCUUAUUUACGCUAGCCUCUCUUUAAGAUUUCCAAAGUUGUUGGUCAAAUUCGAGUUAUGCAAAAAAAUUAAUUCAAGGAACUUGAAACCAAGCCUAAAAGUAGGUUGGCGAGCUAUGAAGGGGGCUUUCUGCAAUAAAAGAAAGGUAAGUUACAAAACAUUUUCUCUGUGCGCAAAGCAGAAAUUAUCUUAUUUCCAAGGCGACUUUCCGGAUUCAAAGCUUUAGUGAAAAUAUUUUGGCCAAAGACAAAACCUUCGCCAUUUAAAGAGUUGGAGAGCUAUAGCGACCUCAAACAUUACAUGACCCGAUCAAAAAUGUCUCAGGUUCAUUAGAAGAUUUACUGUUAUUUUUUUUGCCCGAGUGAUUCAAAAUAAGCCCUUGAAUUGGACUUUUCAGGGAUGUAUGACUUGCUUGAGCGGAACAAUCACUCUUACUUUCUUUUGUUUCUUAGCGGUAGGAGGUGAAAGUACAGUUAGUGCCAAUCUAUAUCCAAACGCGUCUAAUGUACAGCUCAAGGUUCGUGGCUACUACACACAAUUUCCUGGAAAGAAAAGUUUAAAAGCUUGUUCAACCAAGUACGCUCCAACCGAAAACAGCUAUGAGAUUUUCAUUUCUCAUUUCCGUUUCCCUGUUCCCGUCAAAUACAAAGAGGACGUCGAAAUACACGAAAUUCCAAUGCACAAAUACUUAUUGGAUGAGGCUGCAGUUGAGGUAAAUAACGUGACCGUGUUCACCAAAGGUGUUUUUGAUGUGAGCCGGGUUUUUGGAGGUCCCAUCUACGCCAGCCUACCGGCAUUUCUUUAUGGAGAAGAGUCUCUUCACAAGGAUCUGGGGCUUGAUAAACCUACUGCAGACGAGCACGAGUCCCUGGUAAGUUUAUGUAAGGUAUCAAGAUCAUUUUAUCAACUGAUCGGUAAUCGAUCGAUUAAACUGAUUGUUUGGGAAGGAAACGUCCUGAUUAGGAGUGCUGUCUAUGGCAGAGACAGUAGCUACCUUUUGGAUCGUUCAAAGCAGUUAUAUCGUCGCUCCAUUUCCGUCCGUAUUACCUACCUGGUCUUAAGAGUAAUAUAGUCGCAUAUUUUGCGCAUUCCGUUACCCUAAUACGGUAAAUGGUGCAAUAUUGAAAUAAUAAAUACUUAGCAACGUACGUCACCAACUUUUCAUUUCUUGCCCACUCUUUGAAUCACUGCUGCACAAAGGACAUCCGUUCGAACGGGAGUUGGCACAUGUCCAUGUUUCAAAUUCAAGCAUGUUUCUAACUUAUCUUACUUGCUUCUGAUUAAGGAGGCGCCUCACCUAUUGGUGGGAUUUCUAGAUCUUUCGGUGAGAUAAAGGAUUAACAUUUAAUAAAAGGAAUAUCUGAAAAGCGAAGGAAUCGAUAUGAACUAACUUUAGCUAGCUUAAUUGAUAUGGAUCUUCACCUCGGUUAACCAUAGAUAUAUACUUUGUCCUAGCUGAGUAUUGAGCCGAUAUCUGGGAGCGUUAUGCAACUCAAACUUCGUAUCCAGCUGAAUGGAAUAUUAUCAAGUGACUUGUCACCUCCCGGCACAAAUGUGACCUUUGUUAAAAAAUUGAUUCCUAUGUCGUGGACGGAAAUAGAAGCAACCAUUGAUGCAGACACGGCUAAGGAAUACAGCUCACAGGUAAAUGAACGAAUAGGACUCCUAAAACGAUCCACACUUUUGCGUUCUGGAGCCCAGUCCAGAUGGUGAUACUCAAUUUCUUGGGCAUGGUUUCCCACUCGAACCAAUAGAUAAGAUGUAUACACAUCGCACCGCCCUCGCCUCUAGAUCAGUAUGCUGCAACACCUAAAAACAACAAUUUUAAUGAAUCAUGAACAAUCAAACCAUAGAAAUAUGCAUUCCUUGAAAAUCUAUUUCCAUUCUUCCCCUUUUACAAAUGAGAAAAAGAAAGGAGAACUCGCCCACAUUUUCAUCAAUGCGAUCAAAACUCUGACGUUCGUCAUCGUUAACGGGGAGGGGUGCAAAUUUAUGAGGAAAAAAAAAGAGAGACGAGUUAGCGGCGUGGCCGACUAUCUCAAAUCCUUCAUCACAAUUCUCACAAUCUGUUUUUUUCCCGGUUUUCCCUAGUUCAACUCGUUUUUAUGCUUUUGUAGCAAGCCAACUGGUUUGCAUUCUUCGGGUCGAAAUUUAAUUAAUUCAUGUCCUUUUUACUCAAGUUAUCUACUUCUCUUUUGAUUUAUCUAUUUACUUACGAUUUUGCUAUUCUUUAAUGUAUCCAUCUAGGACAGAUCAGAUUUAUAUCGAACCUGGAUAGAAACAUCUCAAAGUUUGCUUGAUUUCUCGGUAUAAGAAAUGCACUGCUAGAAAAGGAGCAAUAUGAGAUGGAAUUCCGUACAAGCCUAUUUUGUGUUCUUUUGUUUAACAGUGUUAUAAACUUUCCUCUAUAUUUGUGUAGCUUACUGCGAUGAUAAUUAUUCUGGAAGAAUUUAUCAUCUCUCUGUCAUUACAGGUGUUUGGAAGCCUUCGAAUGUCGUGUGGUUUACUCGUGUCCUUACCUGUGAUUGGUGGGAUCCUUGUCAUUGUUGGUGUGGUUUUAAUUCUCAUGGCUGUCAAGAAACCCGACUCUGUGACUGCAGCUUAAGCUUUCCUUCUAGGAAGUGUAAAUUAAUAGUGCGAGAAUUUCACAUGUAAUAUUCACACUUGAUUGUUCCUUCCAAGCUUAGCUACCAUGGAUUGCUACCGUUUCCUACACACGUCUUUCAAUUUCUGACACUUUUAACGAUUCGACUGCUAAAACUACAUUUAAACAUAAACAAUCUACCCUCUCUACCCUUUAAGUGUAAAUCCAAUUGGAUUUGCCAAGUUUUACAGAUUUUUUCUUAAGAGUCUUAUUUGAUAAGACAAAUCAUGAGACCGUGGAAAGAGAACUACUUUUUUAUAGCAAUAGCCAUGAUAGCGACAGCGAUAACGACCACAACUAACCGUUUGUAAAUAUUAUUCCAUCAAAGAUGAAUCAUUGCUAUUGUAAAUACCUUGGUCUGCGCCUAAGUUAACAUCAUCUAAAACAAAUUUUAUUUGGAAAUCACUUAUGUUGAAUCAAUAGCUUAGUUUUAGAAAGGCUAAAUGUGCUACAUUACUACAACCAGAAAGUAGAAUUCCCCAAUAGUCGCCGAGUCGCCAUUUCUUUCGCAAAAAUUACUUCACUUCAUCUCCCGCUCUCGGUUUUUGAUAUGGAUCACUGCCCGUUAUUACAUCAUUGGACGCGGCGAGGGGAAGUAAAAAGUAUAGGUACGAGGUUGAGUUGUUGUGAAGGUUAUGAUAUUGAAAGCUCAAUUUUGUUUUCAAAGGUUUUUUAAGCUCGUUGCCAGGAAGAAAGUGAGAAACUGAAUAGAAAAUACGGGUUUAUAGCAAGAAUGAAAAGAGAAGCUGAAUAUUUAUAUAAGAAAAUAUAGAAAAUUUAUCCUACUUGUUCAGACACGAAAAACACUUUUGAUAAAAUGUUACUGAUUAAAUUAACAAUAAAGUGUUUUAUUUCCAAACCAUGAGCUUUGUAGAUUGUGUAUUGAUUUAUAAUUUUUUUGAUAAGCUAUGAUUUAACAUGUUUCUCGCCAAGAAUAGCUUUAGUGAGUUCAAGGGGAUUCUUCCCUUUUGUCGCCCUUUUUACCUUAAUAUGCUCUUAAAUAUUGACAAUUCAGUGUAUAAGCCUUCGGUUUUCCAAAUGUCGUCAGGAGUUUAGGAAGGACUUAGGUCGCACAUCCGCGAGGAUCUUUAUCAGGAAAAUGAAUCUCUAUUUCAAACCAAGGAACGAGCAAGGAAUUGACUGAUAACAAAAUACAAGAGCUGAUGUCAACCUCAGUUUCUGCUCCCACGGUCGAUUGAGGCGUUACACUUCCAUUAUACUUGACGUUAAAGGAAAAAACAAUUGUUCUCGUUUUGUGAAUGUGGUUCCCUAAUGCAACGGGCUAAGUUAGAGAAGCGGCAGAGUAGUGAGGGAGGGAAGGGGGGGCUUAUGAAUACAUUGAUGGUAACGUUCAAGUGCAAGAGGUACGACCUGGCGCGGAGCUGAGCCUGGAAACGCGAUUAAGGAUGGUUAGCAGCUGAACUGAUUCUCUGGCAGACCUUCUAAACACUUCAAGGAAGUUCAUUUUUCCUGUUUUCAUCUUCCCCAAAACGAUCAUCCCGUGUAAAUGAGUUUUUAAGAUAGAGCUCAGCUAGAAGCAAUGCAGAAAUUUUAUGCUUGCUGUGUUUUUGCCGAACAAUGAACGAAAAUUAUAUCCGCUUCCACGAAUUUCUUACACGAACUUGUAGAACUGAACUUUUCGUAGAUAUGUAAACUAAAGGGAAGGCAUCUAACAAAAAUCCUGCCACAACUGUUCCUAGAUCCAGCUAAAACUUCUGUUAUACCCUAUUUUUUGUUGUAGUAUUGUUUAGCGAACGAAAACUUCGAAGGUCUGUUGUCUUCCGUUUUUGACCUUUUCUUCAAUGAUUUCUUUCAUUUUCUGGCAUACUUAUCUGGUAUUGCUGCAGUGUUAGGCCAGUUUCUUGAACGUCUGAGUACAGGUUUCCAUACCUAACUUUAACUGUCAGUCGUCAGUAGGAAAAUAAUCUGUGGUGAGCGCCUUGCUAAGCGAAGGUCUUAUUUAAGCAUUUUUCUGCUCUGAAGUAUUGUGUUGAGAGUUUCGCAUGAAGGAUUUCGCGUCGAGGAUUUAGCGUGUUUUAAAGAAUAUCAUUGUUGGUAGCUUCCAGUUUAGAUAUUGUUCACAUAAGAUCUAAGCGUGUAGUACAGGCUCUAUUGUUUCUUGGUCUUUUUGUUCCGUACUUUAGAAGUCAUCGGCUGUAUCUUUUACAUCUGUGCAAGGAUGGGAUAACGGUUACGCCGGAAUACGUCGAAAAUAAAGAAACUAUAGAGAAAUAUGUUUUUUUGUCUUUGUCACGAGCGUGGGACAAAGGAAAAACUUCUGAGUCUCCAAGAGUCCCCUCGUCAUUCUAAGUCCCCUCGUGGGAACUCAGAAUUUUUCUUUAUCCCACGCUCGUGACAAGACGAAAAAAAAAACAUCUUUCUCAAUUUCUUUACUGAGCUCAAAACUUACCGUCUCUCUUAUUCUACGAAGAAACUAUGUAUGUCAGUUUCCGGACAAGAAAAUUUGGAUAGUGAAGAAUAAGGAAUUUUUUAUCAUUAUUAUUUAUAGUUUCACAGAGGCAAAAAUCAAGGUUUAACUGCUGGCCGAAAACGUAUGAUAUCGAUUGGCCGAAAGGACAAAGCCAAUUUUUAUACCUCACGGCCAAAAGAUUAUAAACUGUUUAUAAUCUCUAGUCCGAACUCAAACACUCUCUCCAAUGAGGGAAGAACUUGUUAAGUGCUAGUGGUAAAAACUCAUAAACUCCUUAGGGCGAAUUACGAACAAAUUACCCUAAAAAAAAUGAUGACACACUAUUUGCCUCUAGUGCCUUUUACAAUCGUCAGGUUGCUAUAAAUUUUAAUUAUAAGUAAAAGGAAUUUAAAAAACGGUGUAUUCCUGAUUCUUCACUGAAACUUUUUAUAUUUUAGGACCUCACUUUUUUUCAUGUAGAAAAUUAAGAUUUGCAACCUUAACCGCCGCCCUGCUUGCUUUCCCGCAUAUUAAGGGUUCCCCUUGGCUUCGCCUCGGAGAAAAAAACUUAUCCCCCAUGACCAUUCAUAAAUAAUUGUUGAACACAUUUUGCAUAACAAAGGUAUAUCGAGCUCUACAAACAGCUCUGAAACCAAAAGUAGGAAGAUGAAAAACAAAAGAUAUGAGAUAUGAAACGUAAUAUUUCAGGUAAAAGCGUUUUCAAAAGUUCACCGACAGUUACAACUUUUUCUGCCAUUUUUUUGUAAAUUCUGUAGUCAUUUACGAGUACACAUUUAGAUCAAUACUCAUAGAGAGUGAUAAGAUCGUAAUGAUACUUCAACAGUACCGCAGUACCGUCGACAAUUCUAGAACCUUGUUCAGGUAAAAAAGGACUUCAGCUCGCGAGAAUUCUCAUCGUGUAAUUUCAUGAUUUCAGUAGGAUAAAGUGGCAAGAGUUAUUACUAAUUCCCCCUGAACAGAAUGCCAGCCAAACGCAAGGUUGCUUCCAGCACGUGGCAUGGACUAUCGAGCUCGUUGAACUCGCGAAAAAAAUGAGCCUCGAAUCGUUGCCCUAUCUUUCGACUCUUAUGUCUUUUACAAUUGUCGGGUUCUUUUUAUUAUUGGUAAAAAAAGGUGUACUCCUUAUUUUCUACAGAAGUUUUUCACGUUUGUGAUACUUCGAUUUUUUAAAUUGCAGUUGGGUUUUUUUUUGUUUUUGUACUGAAUAAAGUCGUAAGGUGACCUGCAUGUAUAAUUUUUCUCAUUCUUGAGCUGGAUGGUAUAGCAGAACGAGUAAUGACUAGCGCCUCGGGAGGCACUGAGUUUUGUUUUCUGUCGGCCUUACAUGUUUACUUCGGUUUCGCCUCGAGGAACAUUGAGACUCUCUAGGCAACAAAGUAAGCUGUUUCCCUUAGGGUCAAUGAUUAAGUACUUAUCCGGCAUUGCCACCGUGACGGAAAAAAAUGGAACUGCCGCUUGACUGUCUAACAACAGUUCAGAAAAAUAACGGAGAAAAAAGCUGACGGAGCUCUCUGAAGGAGCGAAGAUUGAGUCACAUGUCAUGAACAAAAACACUCACCGGAAAAUGAAAGAAGCGCAAAGGUUAUAGGCAUCACAUCGGAAAUAAACCAAGUAUAUAGCGCUUGGUACCCGGAUGUCAGCGAAGAUGAAGCGGAACUGACUAAUUGUCAGCGUUUCAGGUCUCUCAGAAAACCAGAAAAAUCUCCAAUAAACGACGUCGCACGUAAAUCUUUUAUUUGUGUGGUUAUUUUGCAUAGUUUAAUCCUUAACUCCCAUGAGUGACCAAGACAGAAUUUCUCCUAACAAAAUCAAUACAAUAUCAAGCAGACAAGUGACGCGAAUAAACAAAACAAAUUCUUAAUUAGGGGAUUAUUAGUUGAUCCAAUGCCAAAUUCUCCAAACUAACAUCACAAGAACUAUAUGGCAGACAGUAAGAAGAAUUACUUAUGAUAUCUUGAGAGUUAAAGGGUUUAGGAAUGAACAGGAAUAACUUGUUAAGCUUCCUGCUGGUGCCUGAUCGCUUUGUUCGUAUACUAAUUUCAUCGCCUUUAAUUGAAAACCUUUGAGGUCCGUACCUUUUCGAUAAAAGAAGAAGCCAAAGUUAAUUAUUUUUUAUCUAAUAUCUUGUUAACACACAGUUGCAAGAAAUCUAAAUCGUCUUUUCGCCAGCCCUAGAAAAGAAACUGAGGGACUAGAUAAACUUUAUCAUGCAUCGGAAGAAAGUGGCAGGAAUAAUAUUACUUUUGACAGGAAUCACUCUGAUAGCCCUUGGCCUUGUCAUUGGAUUUGUAGCACCAAAUAUGGUGCUGAAGAAAGUUCAGGAAUCGAUAUGUGUCAACAGCAAGGAUAGUCCGGGCUAUAAAAGAUUGGUGAGUGAAAUUUGUGUCUCUUCCAUGAUUGAAAUAUUGCCUUCAGCUACACUCAAGAGGUAAGAUGAACAUCAUAAAAAACAACAAAUUCUGACGGUAAGGCCCAAAAUAUCCAAAUGUUCUCUGUUUAUACAAACAUGCGGUUGCUUCCUGAAACAAUCAACUUUUUCCUCCGCAAAUUCGGUUGGUGAUAACGAGUCGAAACUGAAGCAAGCAACUUUCGCUAGAUUUUUGUUUCAAAACUAUCAUUCCUAGAAACGUUCGUAAGAAAUGGAUUAUCAUUGUAUGUGAACUGCAUAAAAAGGUGACAGCUGUCAUAAAACUGGCUCGGUUUUAGCAUUGUUUUUCGACCAAGCACUACAUCUCAGAACUCAGUAAAUUUAUAUUUCUCGCUAAGUAAAUAAUAAUUUAAAAAUGCAAAAUAUUUGAAUUUACAGAAGUUCAUUAACAGCGCAUAACCGAAACUAAAUAACGCAUUAAUGUUGCCUUCAAGACCACAAUUAAGCCACUCGGUCGCUUGCCGGCCGAUAAACUAAUGUUUUCAUGUCAAACUUUGAUCACCUCUGUGUUUUCGAAAGAAUCACUUUUAGUUUCCUACUAAGUCAUACCUUAGUUCAUGAUCAUUGUUAUGGAAAGUAUUCUGUCCAAAUAACUACUUCGACUUUGACCUCGAAUACAGAUCAGCUCGAACUGUUUUGUCAUAAAAAAGGGCCGUAAAAUAAGGAUAAAUAUCACACGCCAGGUCGAUAAAAGAGAGUGGAGUGUAGAACAUAGACGUUUCUGGUCAGACAAACGGCGUGAAUUUGAAGACCCGGGCGGAACAUCCUAUUUAAAUUCCGCGGCGUACACCCGCAAGUGAGAAAGAAUAUGAGCGUACGAUUCGUAUUUACUUGUUUAUUAACAUGAGCAAACUCGAUAUUUGCGCUCUCUUUCUUCAAUGAAAAUAGAGGGUUCACGUCUUCCCUGAGCUAAUCUUUCUCAUUCACUGUACAGGGGAAUCCGAGUCACUUUCUAACAAAAGUUUACUACUGGAAUAUCACAAACAAAAUGGGAUUUUUUUAUCGAGGAGAGAAACCACAGGUACGUAAAAAAAAAUAAACAAACAAAAACAGGAACAAAUGUUAUGCAAUAAAGUGCGAAUAAGUGUGGUGUCUAGAUUCAAGCUAAGACUCCUGAGUGACUGAGUGACCCAGCAAAGGAGAGAACUACUAAGCAAAAAAUUUUAAGAAAAAGUUAAGCAUGACCUCUUGAGGUAGGUUGAAACCUCGAUUUCAAUUAUCUAAGCCGAUAAAAAUCUAGUGUGGGUCUUCUAAUCGUUUCAUCACAGCUCUACUAUUCAUAACAUAUCAUCGUAAGUUUUGGAAUUGAAAAGUUAAAAAAGUACAAGUACGCCGGCCAGUCAGGAAAUUAACAUUGCAUCACACUUGAUAUCUGAUGCAUCACUCGUAUCUCAGUGCAUGUCUCAUUGCAUAUCUCAUUGCAUCACACUAGAUAUCUGAUGAGUAGAAAAAACCUUCCAACCUUUUUAGCUUUGGGGUAUUGGGAGGGAGAUCCCGUACUCCGUGUUACCUCCCCUUUUUCCCUUCCCACGGCUCUAAAUGGAACAAUAUUUGAUCUUCAGUACGGACCUUACAAAGAAUAUUAUCCAAUAUUUUUCAGCUCAGAGAAAAGGGUCCUUAUGUUUACAGUAUGACAUCGAAGGAAAUUGACGUGAAGUUUGGCAAAGGAACAAUUACAAGCAAGUCAUUUCAACGAGCCAAAUUUAAUAGAACACUUACAGAGAAAGAAUGUCCAACAUGCCGAGAAAGCGAUGAGGUUUGUUGUCUAAAGUAUCUUUGAUCAUUACAAUAGUAAUAAGAUACAUGAAAAAAUUUCUCAGUUCUGAUUGGUGAAGAUAAAUACAGUUUUCAGGUAAUUCAAUGCAGAAUAGGGUUAAUUCAGUGCAAAGAAGUAACAACCCAGACUGAACAAUUCCUUGAACUAUUUAACCUGCCUUUAAACUUCUUUUCGCCUCAAAGAUGUGAAAAUAUCAUUGUAUAUUAUUGUUUUGGUCGUACGUGAUUGUUUUGACCGAACGCACGAUGUCACUUGCAGGGUUUGAAUAAAUUAUUUUUGCACUUGAUGCGCACGCUUUGCAUCUGCAUAAUUCUCGUGCAAUUUGGAAUGAAUAAGCACUUAUAAAUUUUUUCAAAGACCAUGAAUUGCACUCACCUUACGGGCUCGCAUAAUAUUUUUACUCUUUCAUCAAUUUUGUUAGAGUAAAAAAUUUACUCGUGCUUAUUUAUUUAAAAAACUAAAAAGAAUGAAAAUAAAUUAAAUAGCUUGGAAGAGCUUUUCAAGAUAGGUAGAUCGUUUAUCUAAGCAUCUUUUGGUUUUCUAUAUGAUUGUUAGUUUUUGUAAGCUGCUUUGAGUUGUCACAAAAGCGGAAAUAUGACCUGUUUAUCAGCUGAUUAUUAACUUUAUGUUCAUCUUCGUCUUCUUAUGUAAGAUCUUUUUUUAACAUAAUAAGUUUCAUUUAUAUCUGAUUCUUCCCACUGUGCUCGUUACUGAUAAUCGGUAUCAACUUUGGAAGUGAUUCACUUCUAUCCCACAGAGGAGACAUACCGAACGUGUGGUAACUUCUACAAUAUAUCUCUAAUUGUUGUUAGUUCGUUGUUAAUCUGGUCUCUUUUCUUUUGCUCUUAAUCAGCUAACGAUCUUGAAUGUUGGUUACCUUGGUAUAAUGCAAAGAGUUGGAUCUGCAUGGGAAUUCAGCUUCGCUUUCAUUCCGAUGAUAAUGAACAUCCUGUUCCUAAAACUCAGUGCAACGACAAAACUAAACAAGACCUCUAUUCUGCUUGAAAUGGGUAAAACACACAAUCAGCUGCCUCUGAACUCAUCAUGUUAUCCAGCGUUUGGUUCUUGGCUCAAUUCGGUUCCUAAAUUUUUCCCUCUGCGGAAAAAUUACACGCUUAAGGAGAUGAACGGUUUAUACGGUGCAUUGAUGGAUCCUUCCAAAUUUGGACCAUUUGAUAAUCCAAAGCUUCUGAAAAGAUGCCGAAGUGGAAACAUAACUGAAGAUUGCGGUCUGGCAUUGAACUUACUAGCCUUACAGAAAGGUGAAGGGGAAAAACUUGCUGCGAUUAGGUCCGUAAGAAAAAUACUGUGCCCAAACAAGAUAACAUCUUGUUUUCCUGUUCCAUGUAUUUUUUGCCCAAGUUUCUUUAUUAUAUUAAGAGCUGUGGGCGAAUUCAUAAUAGAGUUGUCCAAGUAUGUGCUUUGGUAUCUCGAUGAUAAUAACUACGGGCUCACAACAACUCGAAGCCAGGAUGAAUUAUCUCAUGGUUACGUGAUAAAACUGCCGUUACCGGGUCAUCCAUUAGGGAUACAUGUACCAGGCCCAAUCAACUUGGAUACCAGCGAAAAAGAAGUGAUCAAAGCAGGAGGGAACUCGACCCUGUACACGUGUGAGUCAGACGAGUCAUUCAGUUAUGCAGGUAAACUUGCGACAUUUCUUAUUUGAGUAUUGUGCAUAAAUGUAAUGUAUCAGUGUCUUAAUUUUCCAUAAUAGGCAAGAACUUUCAACACUAAAGAACCACCAAAUUCUAGCUGUAGACGUGGAAAAACACUUUGUGAUUUCUUGAUUCCAAACAGCUCCUGCAUAUAUACUCGGAGAGCAUUGGAGCACAUUUUCAAAACUUUCCGUCGUGUUGAAAAAGAAAAGAGAAAAAUAUUACCUGACGUUAGCUUUGCGUGUGCUCUCUAAUUGAUCAUAGGCACCGACCAAUCACUGAAUGCAUACGUUCUAUUUCAUUCUCUCUUUUAGCAAUUAAUGGUAAGAGUCGAGUUAACAAGGAUUUCUACCCAAAUGCAUCUUCCGAUCAGCUGAGGGUUCGAGGCUAUGGGUAUCAAUAUCCAGGUGUCAAACACUUGAAAGCUUGCUCCGCGAUAUACACUCCAGCGGCUAAGAAAUACGAGCUUUUCGUAUCAACAUUUCGCAUGGCUGUUCCCAUCACUUACAAAAGAGAUGUCCAAAUAGAUGACAUUCCGAUGCACAGAUAUGUGAUAAGUGAGUCUGCAGUUGAGGUAAAUAAUAUGACCGUGUUUACCAAAGGUGUUUUUGAUGUCAGCCGAGUAUUGAAAGCUCCCAUCUACGCCAGCCUUCCAGGAUUCCUUUACGGCGAAGAUUCCUUGUACGGGGACUUAGGUCUUCCCGUUCCCAACGAACAAAAAUAUGGAUCUUCUGUGAGUAUAAAUAUCUACACCUUACUCGAUGAAGUAUAACAUACAAGUUUAGCCAGGGUUCUUAACACUUUGGAGAAAAAUAUUGUUCCGUGAAGAAGCCCUUUCAUUUCAGAAAUUCUCAAUCAAUUUUAAACCACCUCCAUUCACCCACCUCCCUUGAUCGAUUGAUCGAUGUUACACUGCGGUUGUAAGAUGAGAGACAGAAACGUCAGCAUUGUGCUGGGCGAGGGAGAGGAUGUGAAUUCCGAGAGGAUCCGUCGAGAAAAAAAACAAAGAGUGGCGAGGCUUUUGUCUUUUGGAUGUAGAUCAUAAUCGACAAGUUUUGUUUAUUGAAAAUGGUCUAAAUGUGGUUUUCUAUAAUGCCUUCUAAAACACUCUUGAUAAUAUAAUGGGAUUGGUCAACCAGCCUAGAGAGAUCUUACCAGGUACUUUGUUCCUUUUACAGCUUAGUAUUGAACCAAUAUCCGGAACAGCAAUGCAGCUUAAGAUUCGCUACCAGCUGAACGGAAAAAUCAUCGCUAAUUCGUCACUGUCCCCAUAUUACCCAGAAACUAAAAAUGUGAGUUAUGAAGAUAAGAUGAUACCAAUCUUGUGGACGGAAAAAGAAGCAAGUAUUGAUGCAAUGACUUCAAAGGAGUUCCGUUCAAAGGUAGGUAUACUGCAUUAGCGCGGAUCAAACCCUCUAGUGUGUCGUGGAGCCCUUAUUAGCACUAAAAAAUGUUAAGUUCAUUGUCUGUGUUUCGGGAAAAUUCAUCUUAACAUAAGACUUUUUUGCUGCAGAUAAAAUGAUAUUUUUUAAAUAAAAACACAAAACUGAACAUUGAAGCUUUGAACGUAAACACCUGACAUCAUGUUCCCUUCCUCUCAAAAAAUCCUCGCAACUUUAUCUAGGACUGCCAUAGUUUGCCUAAGGUGCCAAACUGACCAAUGCCUGUGUGACAUUCAAUUAUUGUUUCAGGUAUUGGGAAGCCUGCAACUCUUUUGUGGUUUUUUCGUGGCCUUGCCUGUGAUUGGCGGCAUCUUUGUCAUAAUAGGCGUAGUUUUCAUCGUUCUGGCUGUCAAGAAGACUAAGUAUGAAAGACUAGUCUGAGGGAUCGGUAAAGAUUAUAACUGCAGUUCGGGAAAUCCAUUAUUCACUAUUCACAUUUGCCUGUCCGAUCCAAACGUAAGGUGAUCAAUUCUGUUUGUAAGUCUUCCGUUUGUUAUACACCUCCAUUGAUUUCAUGUCCCCGUCCUUCGAACUGUUGCUUUUACAAAAUUGAAAUUGCUCAACUGAAACAGACACAUGUCAAAUAAAACAAAUAUUUCGUUUGAUUUUUUCAUCCAUCAUUCGCCAGACCCUACCCAGCAAGCCUUCAAUACGUCUCUUUGAUGAGAUUUUGCUGGCUGGUGCUGAAACAUGUUUAUCGUGAUAAUUGAGAGAUUAGAAAUUUUAUGUAAUUUAAUUUGUUAUUAAUGUUCAACUAGG